Molecule: messenger RNA, 2004 nt
Organism: Symbiodinium sp. CCMP2592
Lineage: Eukaryota; Dinophyceae; Suessiales; Symbiodiniaceae
Source: the annotation of a GenBank genome assembly
AUGGAGGAGAAACUCGCCGCAGAGAUCGCCCGAAUCAUGGACAACACGGAGGUCCAGCCCAACAGAAAGCUCGACAGGCUUGUCAACUUCUUGAAAGAAUCGCAGCUGGCCUACACCACCACCUUGAGGCCAGCAGAGCUACUGCAUGCUCAAUCCGCUGGAUGUUUUAAUAGCAAAGGACAAAAGCUUUUGGAUCUUGGUUUCAGACCUUCGCUGCUCACGGACUCGAUCGCGAUCGAACUUUCUCCCCUAGAAGACAAGCGGAACGAGCAAAUCCGGGCGAACACGGACUUGAGUGAGAGGUCCAACGGGCUGUUGUCACCGGUCUUGGGGUCGGAAAGAGCCAUGACGGUGAGCUCCAGUCACACCACCGCCUAUUUAAAGGCAUCCUUGAUGAAAUGCAAGCGACCCAACUCGGGAGGCAGCCUCAGCCUGGAGGAUGAGUGCAUGCGAGAUGCAGUGAAUCAGGGGUGGCCCUGGCUCCUCAUUUCUUGGCGGGCAGAGGCCAUGGCCCCCAACCUCCCAGCCUUCGUCCAGAUGGUUUUGAAUUCGGUUCAUUCGGUAGGCCUAGCCUGCCAAGAAAUCGAAGCUGCACAGCAAGUUGCUUUGAUGUGCACGUCUGGCUCCACGGUGAAGGAUGCCGUGAACUCAGUCAAGGCAUCCAAACCUGCAUGCGAAGACUAUAUGGAGCAUGUAGGAGUUUAUGUCCAGAAAUUUGGAGGCGGCAGCCCCUUUCCUUUGAUCUCAUUCUUGGCAAGUUUUGCCAAGGAUUUGGCCCUUACUGUUGCAGUAGGAGAGGAAACUUUUAAGGCCAUUACGGCUUGGGAUCUGCAGGAGCCCUCGACUCAGUUCCCAUUGCUGCGAGCCGCCCUCCUAGCUUGUCAGCUCACAAGCCCGAAAGUUGUCGACGGCACAGCCCGUCUGCUUGUCAAGCAGGAUCUGGACCGCCUCAAAAGCGCCCAGCACCGACAGGCCCUCCUUCAGGCUGAGCAGAUUCUGGAGCACGGAUACCAGGUCUAUCGAGAUGCAGGUGAAACCCCAGCAGUGCAGCGAGCACUCGGCCGGAUGAUGGUGCGACUUUCUCUCCUCCUCACUAAGAAGGAGAAGUAUGGUCGUGAGAAGGUUAUGUAUGAGUCUCAGGAGAAGGUGGCCCAGCUCUUCGCUACCGAAGCUUUGAACACGAACCCAUCGGGUGCUAGCUCUGCUGGCGGGAGCGAAGCGGAUGAGAAUCGGGAGGAGGACCGGCCCCUGAAUCUCUUGGGUGGCAUGAGUGUAGGGGAGCAAGCUUUGCUGCAGAACCCGCACUUGAAGAAGGAUGGGAAGUACGUGCAUGCGGACUACCCAGACAAGAUCUUUGUUUUCGCUGGGCUCGAGAAUGACGAGGCCAAGUUCGUGCACACCCCCUUGUUUGCCUCGCCCGACAUCGUUAUGACAUCGCCAGAGCACUUCAAGAAGUGGAAGGUCACUCGCCUCCCAGUGCCGAGUGUGUUGGCUGCGGACGAAUCCGUUAAGUUCACCUACGGUGGCAGUGCUGUCUUGAACGAUGCGAAGAUCUUGGCGGAUGGGCAGCAGCAGCUUUUCCAGAUCUUCGCAGACCAGAACACCGGCGAUUCUUCAUGCUUGCAUUUCAUCCACCCUACGGCGGAGAAGCUUCGCCUCAUUCCUCUGGCGAACAUGACGAGAGCCAAAGAAGGGCAGAAGCUCAGUCUAUGGGUCGAAUGGAAUGGCAACAAGUACCAGUUGUCUCCUUUUCCGCAGUUGAAGGAUUUCGGGGAGCAGCCGAAGAAGACUGAUACCAUCGUGCCCUUCUACUGGAUCAAGACCACGUCCUCGGAGGAAGAGGUCAACAUGGUUGUGCAGUGGAAAACCGUCGCCGGCAUGAAAUUGCCCAUGCUCGUCAACAACAAGAAGGUGGCCAAGCACACGAUGCUCAUGCAAGCCUCGAAGGAGCUGCUGCAGAAGCAGGAGAAGGAGAAGGGUUCCUUGAAGAGGAAGGCUACCUGA